UGCUCCUUUUUUGACGAAUUUAAAUGACGAGGAGCGACACGCGCAUGUGUUGAACUGGCACAAUCGCACUUAUUUUUCUUCAUCACAUGUAGAUUGCACGAUUGAUGUUAUAACCAAGUUAUUAAAAAUUAAUUUACAAUAAAUUAAGUUUCAAAUAAUAAUCCUUAUGGCACCAGGUGACGAUACUGACAGCGGAAUGGGGUCCCAAAACGAAAGUGAAGCAGGAAGGAGUGGAAUUAUUUCCGACAAAAGUGACCUGACCAGUGGAAGUGUUGCACUAAAGGAGGAUAUUGAUGAGCCCGAUGAAACACUGUCGGAGAGGUUAUGGGGUUUAACGGAAAUGUUUCCUGAACCUGUUAGAAACGCAACAUACACAGUUGCGACGACAACCAAAUCAUCAUUGCAAGGUCUUUACGGAUUUUCACGGUCCGCCUUUUGGGUCCUUUUUAGUUCCUCUAUUAUUUUAUUUGCCCCUGUCAUAUUCGAAGUCGAAAGGGUGCAAAUGGAAGAAGCGCAAAGAACUCAACAGAAACAGAUGCUACUCGGACCAAAUACCGCAGUUUCCAGUGGGGGAUUACCUCUAAUGCCCCAAAUGCGUCAUUAGUGAUUGUUACACCAAACUUUAAUACUGGCUAGACUAUUAAAUUUUUUUACUUUAUUUCGUUUAUAGAAUUAAAAUAAAAUGUGAGUUCAAGACUAAUUGUACUACAGUUUUGCUAGUGGAACACGUACUUCUGCUUCAAAUUGCUAAAUAUCUAAUUGUCUUGCAUUUAUUCCUGGUGAAUGUUUAAAAUGUGCCAUACUUUCAAUUGAUCUAUUUUUAGAAAGUAGGUAUAACUUUGGAUUGCUUUAUUUUUAAACAUGAAACUGCAAAAGCAACAUUACCUGCUUGACGACAUUUGAUUUUAGUGCUUUGAAGUAGAGUUGGUCAUUGUCUCAUUAUACCUUCGUCACAUUUA
Molecule: messenger RNA, 959 nt
Organism: Photinus pyralis (common eastern firefly)
Lineage: Eukaryota; Metazoa; Arthropoda; Insecta; Coleoptera; Lampyridae
Gene: mge
Product: mitochondrial import receptor subunit TOM22 homolog
Exons: 3
Coding region: 167-604 (145 amino acids)
Biological process (GO): intracellular protein transport
Cellular component (GO): mitochondrial outer membrane
Source: RefSeq, a predicted model, not a curated record